Messenger RNA from Exophiala aquamarina CBS 119918, 504 nucleotides. RefSeq lists its product as uncharacterized. NCBI's taxonomy places the organism in Eukaryota, Fungi, Ascomycota, Eurotiomycetes, Chaetothyriales, Herpotrichiellaceae. Gene Ontology annotation, molecular function: scytalone dehydratase activity. Bases 1 to 504 code for a protein of 167 amino acids. Gene Ontology annotation, biological process: melanin metabolic process. The transcript is spliced from 3 exons. The record is from RefSeq and is a predicted model, not a curated record.
AUGGCACAUACACCCCAUCGUCCUGUAGGGGACAGCUUCCGGCCCACUGAUGAGCGAGACUGGCGUCGACUGUCGUGGAAUUGGGCUCUCUCGUACGACACAAAGGAUUGGCAACUGUUGAACGACAUUUGCACUCCGACAUUGCGUGUCUUCUACCAACAGCUGGACGCCAGACGCUCAAACCAAAUCAUGUCCAAGGAGGACUACGUGGCUCAAUACUCGUCAAAGACAUCACUGGGAGACGAUGGAUUGGAAACACAGCACUUGUUAGGAGCGGCGGCCUUCGAUGAAGUGGAAUCGGACCUUGUUGUCGGCAAUUGGCAAAUCCAAGCAACACAUCGCAGGAUAUUGCCAGACGGGGGAUCAGGCUGGUGGACUGGGCACAGUUAUGUCAAGCACUACUACCAGAAAGUGGAGGAUACAUGGAUGUUCGCCGGCGUAGAGCCUCAUACGAUUGUACUCCGGAAUGGCAAACGAGAAAAUGUGUUCAGUUCGUUUCUAUAA